Molecule: messenger RNA, 2208 nt
Organism: Emys orbicularis (European pond turtle)
Lineage: Eukaryota; Metazoa; Chordata; Testudines; Emydidae
Gene: TNS4
Product: tensin 4
Exons: 12
Coding region: 1-2208 (735 amino acids)
Cellular component (GO): focal adhesion
Molecular function (GO): protein binding
Source: RefSeq, a predicted model, not a curated record
AUGUCUCAGGUCAUACCCAGCCACGUGCUACGGGUUGGCCAGACGAUACGUGUUGCAUCCCAGGAAGAAAGCAGAAGCUUACAUCCAGCCGGGAGCCCCUGCUGCUCCAGCUUGACUACAAAAUGUUCUUAUUAUUCAGCCGAGGGUUGGCUCAGCCAGCCUAUAAUGGCACAAACCAAAGCCCGUCUGCAUGGACCUAACUCGAAUGCCGUGUUCACGCGUGUGGCCUCUCCCACCCCCGGGAAAGAGCAUCAGGUUGCCUCUUUGGAAAGAGCCAGUCCCACACAUCAGCCAGAGGGUGAAGAGGAGACCGAGGGGACUCCCGAGGUGUCUCCGACCCUGGAUGUGUCGAUAGAAAACCUGAACCAACUGAUCCUAGAAAUCGACCCGACCUUUCAGCCCCUCCUGCUCAAACCAGACAGCAGCAAGAAGUACACUGCCCAACCCACGUCUCCUGGCAACGCGGCUGUGACCGAGAAACCAGACCCCGAUUCGUUAGAGAUCAAGUACAUCGAAAUGACCCCCACCCGAGCCAAGAGCCACGAAUCCAUGCAGGGCUCGGCCAGUCCUUGCAUCACUCCGCUCUCCAUGUCACCCCAAGGCAGCUGCUUCCUGCUAGCCCGGGACAACUGCACCCCGAACGGCAGUCUUGUCUUCUCGAGCCCCUCCGGGCCUGAGAGCAACCGGGCAGCUCCUCAAAAUCAGCCACCCACUGGGAGCUCCCCCCAGACCUGCUACAGAGUGUCUGAAUGUGUGUCCAUCCCACAGCGUGGUCAGAAGGAUUGCAUCUCCUACGGGCCAAAUACUCUCCUGGCCACCUCUCCCGGCCUGGAGAGUUUGCGGAAGGCUUUGUACAUUGGGCGGGCUCCACAGAGAACCAGCAGGGUCUCCGUGCUCUCCACGAGCCCGGGAUCAGACACCAGUUACAUGCUUGGAAGCAGCACCCAGUCGCUUCUCAACGAUGACUCCGACUCUCACCAACCUGCCCACAGAUCAGCGGAAAGCCCCUUAUCUGUCGGCUCCUUCGGCAGCCCUUGUCUCGCCUCCCCCGGCAUUCAAGUCAAUCGUUUUGGAGAUGCCUUUAGCCCGGGUUCCAAUUCCAACAAAGUGAACAACUCUUCCUCCCCGCCACUCCAGAAGGGACAUGCCAGCAGCUGUCCCCCGUCCAUUGUUAACUCCAUGGCUGAUAUCCCCAUACUGCUGGUCAACGGAUGUCUGGAACAUGGCGAGACGUCUCCCAGGAUGGGCAAAGACUUCCAGCGUUCCGUGAAGCAGACAAUUCCACCCAAUUCCAGCUCCUCCUCAGGGAUAAACAGCUUGAAUAAGACCUCUUCUGAAACAUCUCUCUCCUUCUCCUCAGCCGGUCCCUCCAAAGAUGGUGAGCCAACCAUGAAGUUUGUGAUGGACACGUCAAAAUACUGGUUCAAGCCAAGCAUUACAAGGGACCAAGCAAUCCAACUUCUGAAGGAGGCGGAACCAGGCGCUUUCCUCAUGCGGGACAGCACGUCGUACCGCGGGUCAUUUGGGCUGGCGAUGAAGGUUCUCAGCUCACCAUCCGGCUGCAAGACAGGUGAUGACAGCAGCGACCAGGUCCGACACUUCCUCAUUGAGUCAUCUGCCAAAGGAGUGCACCUUAAAGGGGCCAGCGAGGAGCCCUACUUUGGGAGCCUGUCUGCCUUCGUCUACCAGCACGCCAUGACAGCACUAGCCUUGCCCUGCAAGCUGGCCAUCCCCACACAAGAUUUUGCUGGUGGAGAAAAUAGCUCUGAGACCCCCCUGGAAUCUGCAAUUUCUGCAAUGAAGAAAACUGCAGCCUGCAACGUCUUGUACCUCAACUCGGUGAGCGUGGAGACGCUGACCGGCGCCUCGGCGGUUCAGAAAGCCGUCUCCUCCACCUUCGAACUGGAGACGCCGCCCACGCCCACCAUCGUUCACUUCAAAGUGACCGAGCAAGGAAUAACCCUGACCGACGUCCAGAGAAAGGUGUUUUUCCGACGGCACUAUCCCCUCGCUGCCCUCAGCUUCUGUAGCAUGGACCCUGAGAACAGAAAGUGGCAAAAGUACUGCAAGUCUUCAAGGAUCUUUGGCUUUGUAGCCAAAAGCCAAAUGGAUGCCGAGAAUCUCUGUCAUCUCUUUGCCGAGUACGACACUGUGCAGCCAGCUUCUCUUGUCAUUGACUUUCUCAGCAAACUCCUCCCAGAGCAGUAG